Molecule: messenger RNA, 723 nt
Organism: Saccostrea cuccullata (small rock oyster)
Lineage: Eukaryota; Metazoa; Mollusca; Bivalvia; Ostreida; Ostreidae
Exons: 6
Source: RefSeq, a predicted model, not a curated record
CAAGUACAACCCUAAUAUUGUUUUCACAGGAAAAAAGAUGGUGAAUGCUGACACACGAUACAGGUCUCUGCUUAAAGAGUAAAGGUAUGGAUGACUUUGUCGAUUCAUGUCCCUCAAAUCUCACAGAAGUGAUCAAAGCAACUUUAAGGCUGGGCUGUGGACAGGACAAGUAUGGGAAUGAUCAGUAUAUCUGUCUCCCCAACAUAGAGAAGACAGGACUGGUAGAACUAUGUCAUAAUGGUAUCAUGGGCUUUAUAGAAAAGGGUAAUUGCUUGGAAACUUCAGAGGGAAAACUGUUUCAAAGAGAUUGUUCGAGCUUUGUAAUGGGAUGUCCAGAUUAUCCUUAUCGCAGCAAUAAAAUAUUUAAUUAUUCUGCCUGUCAAAAGAUUAAUACACGGCUCAAUUGUUACAUCUCUGAUAGUUCAUGCGUGGGCACGACUACAAUAAAUACAUCUACUGAAUCCUUCAAUGUUGGAGAAAUUAUUGGGAUUGUGACUGCUGUUAUCUUCACUCUCAUCAUCCUCACAGUCAUAACCAUUAUUAUUAGUAGAAAAAGACUGGCAAACAGGAGGAAAAGAGGCUUAAAUUCACGUGGAUGUGGUGAGGAAGAUGUUUUACUAACUGAUCGAAGUACCACAAAAGAGUUAGAUACAGUUACAGUUACAGAAACAGAGAAGAAAAAUUCACUUGAACAAAAUAAAAGUAAAAGUAUUGAAGAACAGG